Molecule: messenger RNA, 7421 nt
Organism: Gigantopelta aegis
Lineage: Eukaryota; Metazoa; Mollusca; Gastropoda; Neomphalida; Peltospiridae
Exons: 7
Coding region: 1184-3226 (680 amino acids)
Biological process (GO): signal transduction
Source: RefSeq, a predicted model, not a curated record
CUGUUUAUUAUUAUUAUUAUUUUUUUUUUUUAAAUUUUUUAUUUUUAUUUAUUUAUUUAUUUAUUUAUUUAUUUUUUUAUUUUUUUAUAUAAAAUUAUUAUAAUGUCUCAAACAAGAUUUCUUUGUUAUGCAGUUUUUUUAAAUCACCAAAAUAAGAUUUGGCAACAGUUUUUUCUUUGUACUGCCCAGUUGGAAAGCAUUAGUCAUCUAAUUUUGGUGUGACAUCUUGAUUUUGCAUGCUGGCUAAUAAAAAAACACAACAACAUCAAGCCUCACUAAAUGUGUGGCAAGUCAGAAGGACAGAUGUCACCGGAGACAGAUAUUCCUUUCAUUGGAGACUAAAAUUUGCAUACAAACAACUGAGUACGCUGUGAGUCAAACCCACGUCACACCAAGGCGCAGCGCGUGCCUCUCCGAUAGCACUCGUUUUACGCUCACUAAGUUUUUUACACUUGAGUGAGCACAGUUUAUGCUGUGAAUAUUACCUUAUGUAGCACACCUAGACAGCAUGUGUUAGUGACAAUUGUGUGACAGUCGGAUUAAAGGAGAGAAAACACCCUGUAACAUAUUUAACAUAUUUACAUUCAUACGUCGUCGUAAGCAGUGGAUUUGUUUUGCUGUGUAUUAUGGUGGAUAACGUUGCUCAUAUCUUUGUGUGUGUGGGUUUUUUGUGUGUGAGUGUGUGACGGUAUCCUUUUUUUAGCUACUUAUGUAGAUUAAGAUAAUUGUAAGGAUGUCUGAAGGCCGAUAGCCGGUGGUAUCAGUGAUAAGUAAACCAAACCAGCUACUGCUCAUGCUCUGUGCUUGUGGAGGAAGUUACCUUUGUGGAGAUGGAAGACUCGCCGAUCAAGCCACAUGUGUUGUGACCAUUAUCUCUUGUGAGUCUCUAUCUCGUCUCUCUCUCUCAGCUCUCUCGCUCGGAGAAGAUUUGGGUGUUCUGGUCUCACAGACCAGGCAGUGCGAGCCACACUGGUGAUCUACACUGGUGAUCAGAAAGCGAGAGGCUAUUUUUAGCGGCUGGCAACAAGGAAACAGGAGUAGAGGUGCACCUUAUAACAUACAUACAUACAUACAAGUAUUGGUGUGGCUUGUUGUGCUGUCUGUUUUGAGACUUGACUGGUAGCCAGAAAAACCAAGAUGACUUUCACACUUGGUAGUCUAACCAUCUGUGUGAGGGUUAGGAAUGGAAAAUAGAUGCUCGUCUGAUAGAUCAGCACCACCUCUGAAAUAUAAAAAUUCGGGAUCCGAUGUUAAUCUUUCGUCACUGCAAUUCUUCGAUCUUAAAUUCAGUGAUCUCUCUUCCUCGGAUAGUUACAGUUUUUUUCGACAUGGGUUUAUCGACGAAGACGAUUUCGAGGAGUUCAAACAGGAGUUGAGGGACUUUAAACGACUCCAGAGGGAGAUUAACGAAGACCUUCAGUUACAGAGUCAGGCCAGAAAGAAACGUCAUCGGCGCUUUCACAUCGGCAUCUUGGAACAACAAGAGCAACAGCAGCAGCGGUGUCAGCGAAGUGUAUGUGAGAAUAGCUUCCUUUAUGAUCCACCGAUGGAACUGUUUGGUGGUGAUGAACAUUACGAAGAGUUUGAGCGGGUUUUCGAUACGAUCAGCAGUCGGAAACGGUUUUCCACGGACGUUGAUGAGUACAGUCGAUACAGAAUGCAGCAGCGUUCGCCAAGUGUUGAAUCGGACGGGUCGAGAAUUAAAGACCCAUCUCCGUUUAGAUUCUCUUACGGCAGUCGGCACAGACUCGACUUUGCCGACAUCGACGACAGCUUUAUGGACUUUUUCAACAAUGACGAAGAUUUCAUGGAGUUCGAAAAGGAAUUUGAAAAGUUCAAGCCAAGAAGACGAUCUCACGUUUUGGAUGAUGAUUUACCUUCCUUCGGCAGCAGCUGUGAUAUUUUCGAAGAUGUUCAGAUGUUCUGUGAUCGGAGUCUUAAUAACGAUAGUAAUAGUGGUGCUUCUGAAAAUUGUAACCGUGUGCCCGAUGGGGAGGGUGAUUUUCAAAUGUGGAAUUCUGCGGAGGAGUGGGACUUCGUGUUGAAUAAACUCAAACGGAAUAGCAGGCUGUUUAGUGAGAAAAAUCCAGUUUCGGAUGAAUGUAAAAAUCAACACAGAAAAACACAUGUGGAUAGUAGUAAUGUUUGUAGUUCCAAUCGCUCGUCUGGCUGUGAUAUUGAUGAUAACGAAGACUGUCACUACACGUGUCAUCACAAGUGUUUACAUUCUGUGGAAUUGGACUGUGCAUCAGUGUGUGCUCAAAACACUACAACAGAUACAGAACAGUCGCCCGCAACAACGCCAAAGAACUCACCGUCUCGCGAACUGCAGUCGGAGACAAUGACACCUGUUUCAUUAGACAUAUCUCCAGAAAAAGCUAUUAACAGUUCGUGUAAUUGUUCAUCGGAGUUACCUGUCCCUGUCGUCGUAGAGGAUCUGGUUGGGGAUGAUCGAGCAGACAACACAAAUGAGAAAGAUGAAACUGACAGUGGGUACCGGUCUGGCACCAUACCAGACGAACAUCUCCCCAAAGCCAAAGGCCAGGCCACUCUCAACAGAGAAGACAUGAAGAAAACGAUAGACGAAUAUAAUAAACACUUCCCAGGCUCUAGCUUUGAACUGGAGGAGAAAGGUGAAACAUUCCAUGGUUUUCUCAAGGUCACUCUGAACCUGGUUCGACCAAUCACAAUGUCCCUUGGUGCCCGUCCUCCGUCAAUUUACGAACUGCUGACCAAAGAGCACAUCGUGGAGCAGAACACCAUGCAGGUGGCAUUCUACAUGCCCAGAGACACGGUCAAGUCCAUUCACGUGUCUAGUACAACUACUACAAAAGAAGUGAUCACAUCUCUACUGAAAAAAUUCCACAUUCUCGAUCACCCAAGGAAGUUUGCCAUGUAUGAGCAAGAAUUCAACAAAACUAAACUUACGAGACUAAGAAGAGUGACUGACAAGGAAUGUCCGCUAGUUGUCGUGCUUGGAUGGAAACCAACCGAGACUAGUCGGUUUCGUCUUGUUUUACAAGAAAAUGAGACAGGAGAAAUAGUGUGGGAUGGAUUCAGCUGUGUUGAGCUGUCAAACUUUCUCAAAGUUCUUGACCGAGAGGAGGAGGAAUGCACGGCCCAGCUGCAGUACAAGUACAAAGUGAUGAAGAGGAUUAUUUCUCAGAGACUCAAAGAGAUACGGAAGGAGAGGAAGAAAGCCCUCGAGGAUUCGCCCACAAAAUGAUGAAAACAAGUGAACACUCAACUCGGCUGGUGUUACGGGUUUUCAUCAACUGAAACACUGUGUUCACUUCAAAAACACUUCUUCUUUUUUAAUUCUAGACACAGAUGCCAAAAUGCUUGGAGAAAUACUUCACCAUAUCUUUUUGUAUGAACAUAAACUGUAUUUUGCUCACAUUACAAGAAGUUUGUUUUGGGAGAGAAAAAAACACCCCAGCUUUAAGUUUUAUAAUAGACAUUAGUCAGCAAAAACAAUGGUACGGAAAUAAAAGGAUAUUAAUAAGAAUCUUAAUCAGCUUCUGUUUGAUAUGGAUAUGUAUUGACAAAGAGUGAGGUCGUGUAUCAAUAUGGACCUGUAUUAGCACUUCAAGUUUCUGUUUGAUAUGGAUAUGUAUUGACAAAGAGUGAGGGCGUGUAUCAAUACAGACCUGUAUUAACACUUCACGUUUCUGUUUGAUAUGGAUAUGUAUUGACAAAGAGUGAGGGCGUGUAUCAAUACGGACCUGUAUUAGCACUUCAAUUUUCGGUUUGAUAUGGAUGUGUGUUGACAAAGUGUGAGGCAUGUAUCAAUACGGACCCUGUAUUAGCACUGUUCGAUAUGGAUGUUUAUCAAUACAGACCUAUAUUAGCACUUCAAGUUUCUCUUUGGACCAGUAUCAGCAUGAACCAGCACUGACUGUGGAAUAUGAGUUGAGAUGACCUGUAUUGGCAUGAACCGAUAAUGACAGAGAAUAACCAAUAUUACGAUUGCCAAGUUCUGUUUGAUAUGGACCUUUAUUGACAUGAACCGAUAAUGACGACAGAGAAUAACCAACAUUAUAAAGAUGUUUCAUAUCAACCUGUAAUUGGCAUGAACUGAUAAUGACAGAGAAGGACCAAUAUUACGAUUGUUAGUUUAUGUUUGAUAUGGACCUGUGUUGGCAUGAACCGUGAAUGACCAAUAUUAGUAUUGCUAAGUUCUGUGUGAUAUGGACCAGUAUUGGGAUGAACUGAGAAUGACCAUUAUUGUGAUUGUUAGUUUCUGUUUGAUAUGGACCUCUAUUGGCAUGAACCGAGAAAGACCAAUAUUAGGAUUGCUAAGUUCUGUUUGAUAUGGACCUCUAUUGGCAUGAACCGAGAAGGACCAAUAUUAGGAUUGCUAAGUUCUGUUAGAUAUGGUUCUGUUUGAUAUGGACCUUUAUUGGCAUGGACCAUUAUUGACAAAGAAUGACCAAUAUUAGAUCUUUGAUAUCAACCUGUAUUUGCAUGGACCAAUAUUGACAGAGAAUGACAAAUAUCAGAAUUGCUUGGUUCUGUUUGAUAUGGAAUUAUUGGCAUGCACCACUUGUAUGUACAUAAGAAAGGUAAAGAAUGACCUAUAUUUGUACUGUAUGGUUCUGUGUUAUUAUUCUGUAAUUCUGACUUCAUCUGUGGAGAGAGAUCAGUUGAUUUAUAAGUAUAUCAACAUGGUGAAGUGUAUUUGGGUGGAGGCAUCGAAACAAGUCGAGAACCGUCAUUUAUGAUUGCCAUAUAUCAAGAAGGUCUACAUAUACAAAUAUCAGUACACUGAGACUGAUUUGAAUGAGUAAUUAAAAUUAAAUAUGAGUGUCUGUUAAGGAAUUCUAUAGAAGAAAUCAUGUGGUUUGUAAACUUGAUAAAUGUGUUGCAACCUGUUGGUUACCAGGUGUGGAGUUUGUGGUAACCUGCACAUGGGAAUUCUAUAGGGACUUUAAACUUGAUAAGUGUGUUAAACCUAGAGGUUACAAAGUGUGUGUUUUGUUGAAUCAUGCACAUGGGUUACCACACACUGUAUAUUUCGAUGCCUGUGGAUGUUGGAGAUAUGCAGAACAACAGCACAGUUCCGUAACAAGUGUAAACAAGAAAAAGAGUAAAAGGAUUAGUGUUUGAUGUGGACACCUUGCGUCAUCACUUGGAUUUGGAUCUCACUAGCAUAUAACCCAGAGACAUGGACUAACAAGCAAGGACGGAGUUUGUUUAACCGGAAACCGAAAUAUUUAUAAGAUGCCGUACCAGAAUGUACAAAACCAAGGUGUUCAUUAUGUUUGAAAGUAGGAGGCUGUUUGAUAAAUAAAAUAGGUGGCAGUGGCGGCAGCAAUAGACAAAACAUGCUGCCUGACACCUAUAAUGGUAUAAUGGUAGAAACUGGAUACCAGUGUAAGUGAUGUUAAUAUCAUAGGCAUUGAAAUAAGUCGAGAACGAUUGAGGUUAUCAGGUAUCUACCAUAUUUCAAGAAAGUCAAGAAUGAUACUUAGUUCUCCACACAAACAAAAUUUUAAAACAAAAAACACCAGCGCCUACAUUUUGAUCAAUUGUGUACUGUUUAAAUAUAAAUUACAUACACAAGUAUCAGGAUAAUAAGAACAGUGAUAUAAAUUAAUAACAAAGUAUCAAUGAUUUGUGAAGGAAAAAUAAUUGGGAAUUGUAAACUUCAUAAAUGUAUUUUAGGCUGUAAAUAACCAGAUCCUAUAUUUUCUAAGCUGUCUUUUUACUAGGAUAUUAUAAUACUGUCGUAGACUAUAACGCCACUGCAACACACUUCAUAGGCCCAAUGGUUUUACAGUGCUAAAUCAGGGCUCACACUGGAAUGAAUUUUGGUUUAGCCAGUUUUCAGAUAUGUCAAGUAUUUCCUUGAAAAUGAUUAAAAUGUGGUAAAUUAAAGUAAGAUUUUAUUCGCCAGAUGCAAAAUGUUGUAGCCAUUUUGCAUAAAAAUUAGCAAUUGGCAGAGUGAGCCCUGCUGAGGCAGCUUCGAAAAUAUGGGCCCAGGUGCAUAAUUUAUGGUAACCUGUACAUGGAUUACCAGACAACCUGCUUAUUUUGAUGCCUGUUAUAGGAUCCAGAAGAUUGCAAGAAUCUUUUUAACAGAUUUAAGAUUUUCUUGGAAGGAAGGGACCAAACUAAAAGUUGACUUGAAUUGGUGUUGUGCUCACGGGAGGCCAUGCUUUUGAUGCAGCAUUUUAAAGAUGAUGGACCAUAUUUACAAAGCCUGUUUUUGUUAAAUGCAGGUGUUUAAGCAUUGUAAAUGUAUGUAGUUACACGUAUGUAAGACAUAAACAGGCUUUGUAAAUUCGCCCCGAUGUGUUUGAUGUUCUGAGGCUGUCAGUUCUCUGAUGAUGUUUAGUUUGGAUCUCAUGAAAGAGUCUGAACUGUCUGACUAUUAAAGGGAGGCUCUGGGGGAUACAGUCCAUUAAGAUUCUACACCAGAUUUGAUUUAAACAUUAUCCACUUCGUUUCAAUGAAGUAUGUAAUAAUUAAAUGAGAUCUUGUGCUGGCUCUUGACUUAAAAUUUUCAGCUAUUAACUGCCCGGUUAGGGUAAUAUAUGCACAGCUAUUUCUGGUUUUACCUUUUAAUAUUUCAUUUCUUCCAUCUAUAAUUAAUGUUGAAUACAUUGGUGGUGUGGAGGUUUUGGCUUUAUCAUGUUGUGUUGGUGAAAGGUAAGAAAUCUUAAGUCAAACUGACUGUUUGUAAUAAUCAAUAUGUAAUGUCAGUGCAACUAAUAUCAUAUAUAUACUUUUUGUUUUGUUUUCAACACUGGAUUAACCAUCUGGAUCAACUGGAUUGUGCAAGAAAUGCAAAAUUUAAGCAUUAUUUUCAUUUAUAAUUUCACAACUUAUGACAUUAUUCACCACUCCUUUUCUCAAAUGUUCAGUUACUAACAUAUGGAUACAAAAUGUUUUUAAAAUUAUCUCUAACCUGCAUUAUAAUAGAAAAAAAUAGUUUCAGUUAUUAAUUAUAACAAAUACAUUUCAUUGAAUUUAAUUAAUCUUACUUCUCAAAACAAACUGCAGUUACUGUACAUUUCAUUCAAUCUGACAACUACUAGUAACUAUAGUGCCUACAACUUAAACCAGUGUGAACCAAACGUUCUGCACAAAAACUUUGUUAUUCCAGUCAAACUGCGUGCAGUCCAAAUUUGGUUUGUAAAUUUGAGCAGUAAAUUUAGAUUCUGGACUUGAUUGAUCCUGAAAUUUUAAAUAAUUUUGUGAAAAUUCAGAAAUGCAACUAACAUCUUUAAUCUGGGUCAUUAAAUUUACACAUACAUAUAUGGAAGUCAUUUUGGUGAAAGAAAAGAAUAUAACAAGUUAUAAUUAUCCAGCUUGUGUCACUAACAGAUUUUGUGAGCACUGACUAAAUACUAAAUGGUUCGGUUGUCAAAUUUUAAUAAAAGGAAAAAAAGGACAAAGCAGAAAUUGUAAAAUAA